UCACCAUGGGGACAAUUUUCUUUUGUUAACGUGGUCUUGCUUCGGUGCUUCCGCAGCAAAUCUUAGACCAAUCUUGCCGCCAUCGUUCAAUUUCUCUCUGCAUUCAACCAUUUUCCACGAGUAAAACACCCAUACUUCAAUUUUCUAAGCAUUCGUUCAUUAUGUCAACUCAUACUCUUUCCCUCGCUAUAUCUCUUCUUUCUGUCUCUGUGUCAAAUUCUAAGUUCUGAACUCAUACAGGUCACCUUUUUGAGAGAGGGUCAGCAGCUCUCUCUUUUGGUCUAAAUUUGAACCCAGACAAUUCCUAUCGUUACCCUCAUUGUUCCAUAUGGAGAGAACCCAGGAAAUUGCACUGACCCAGAUGAGGAAAUCAGUGGAGAAGCUUGGCUCUUGCACCCAGAGGUAUGGGGACCCAACAUUAAUCAGAUUCUUGAUUGCAAGAUCAAUGGACCCAGAAAAGGCUGCUAAGAUGUUUGUACAGUGGCAAAAAUGGAGGGCUGCUUUUGUUCCAAAUGGGUUUAUCCCAGAUUCUGAAGUUCAAAAUGAAUUAGAAACAAGAAAGAUAUAUUUGCAAGGUUUAUCGAAAGAGAGAAAUCCAGUGUUGAUUGCGAAAGCAAACAAGCACUUUCCAUCAAAGGAUCAUCUCCAAUUCAAGAAGUUCGUGGUUCAUUUGCUAGACAAAGCAAUUGCAAGCGCAUUCAAAGGAAGAGAAAUAGGAAAUGAGAAGUUGGUUGUUGUUCUUGAUCUGCAACAAAUAACGUAUAGGAACAUUGAUGUGCGCGGGUUUGCUGCUGGAUUUCAAUUUUUGCAGGCUUACUAUCCAGAGCGUCUGGCGAAGUUCUUCAUUUUAAAUAUGCCACGAUUCUUCAUCAGUGUUUGGAAGAUGAUUUCUCGAUUCCUAGAGAAAGCAACACUGGAAAAGAUUGUGAUUGUUAGCAAAGAAGAAGAAAGAACAACUCUUAAUAAGGAAAUUGGUGACGAAGUCUUACCAGAAGAGUAUGGUGGUCGAGCCAAUCUUGUAGCUCUCCAAGAUGUCACACUGCCCUUAUUAGAGGAUUGAUCCUAAAAUAGAUCAAAAGGGAGGCUGCAAAUGUUGCCUCUAUAAAAGGAUUGAUACUAACACAGGUUAAAAAGGUGGCUGCUACAGAGUGCAAUUCUUUUGCCCAUCUGAUAAGAUCUAUGAUAAGAGGUAAUCUUCACCCUUUUCAUAACUCCUCCUAAUAAGCUGCAUAACAGAGUACUUCUUACUGUAACUCCCCUGUCCACAUCUAGUGGGACUCGAAUUUAAGAUCUCUUGGUGGACUUCCCAAUCCCAAAUACUCAGUACUGGAUUUUCCAUAUGAGAAUGGCAGAGUUCAUAGUCAUUCUAUGCAUGAAUGAAAUAAUUAUUGGCAAUAUCAGGGUUAAUUCUAAUUUAAAUACAUUUUCAUCAA
This is a messenger RNA of Hevea brasiliensis (rubber tree), 1433 nucleotides long. Its product is annotated as SEC14 cytosolic factor. Bases 329 to 1060 code for a protein of 243 amino acids. The record is from RefSeq and is a predicted model, not a curated record. NCBI's taxonomy places the organism in Eukaryota, Viridiplantae, Streptophyta, Magnoliopsida, Malpighiales, Euphorbiaceae. The transcript is spliced from 6 exons.